Polypterus senegalus (gray bichir) is the source of this 2532-nucleotide messenger RNA. RefSeq names its product amyloid-beta A4 precursor protein-binding family A member 3. Gene Ontology annotation, cellular component: plasma membrane; dendritic spine; cytoplasm. The record is from RefSeq and is a predicted model, not a curated record. The transcript has 11 exons. Gene Ontology annotation, molecular function: amyloid-beta binding; protein binding. Lineage: Eukaryota; Metazoa; Chordata; Cladistia; Polypteriformes; Polypteridae. The coding region runs from base 161 to 2263 and encodes 700 amino acids. Gene Ontology annotation, biological process: chemical synaptic transmission.
CUUGUCGAGCCACGCCCACACCCCUUGGCGAGCGUCAGCCUCCGUCCACUCUUGAGACGCAAGCGCGAGCGGGUAAACUGCGUUAUGGAGAAUUGGCGGAGGACGGCGAGCCAGACCGGGAGGUUCUCGUAGCUGUGUGCCCGCAGUUGCCCCCCUUAUAAUGGAUGAUGAGUCGGAGCCGAGGCCCGAGGAGCCACCGGGCGCCGAUGGGGUCAACACGAGACCAUCCUGGCUUGGCCUUCAUGCGCCAGCAGCCUCCACUGAGGACAGCUCAGGACAUGGAGGUGUGGAGGACCGCCGUCCACCGCAGGAGUGGAGCCCACCCUGCCUGUUUGAGCCCCCGCCCCUCGACUGGAGUGAGACAGCCAGCCUGGACUCCUACAGCAACAGCGAGAGCUGCUCCAUCUCCGAGGCGGCACAAGCUCACGAAAUGCCCUCGGGUGAGCUUGAAGGGCCGUGCCCCUCGUUGGUGCCUCCCCGGUGUUCAAGCACCGACUGUGGCUGCGGCCCCCCUCAGCACGCGGGCCGGCCGUCCAGCACCGUAGCCGAAGGGGGACGUGAUGAAGAUCACAACAGCAUUCAUGUUCUUCUGGCGCAGCUCCGGGCGUCUGACACGCAAGUCACGGGGGCUCAGUCAGGUUUGCAAGAAGACUGGGGGGCUCCUGCCAGGCUUGGAGCAAAUCGCGGGGAUCUGCGGGCAGGUCAGGAUGGACCCCACACGGAUGUUGGAGGUGGGCUGCUGUUUUCAGAGUCCAGCCAAAGAGAGCUUGUGAGCUUUUUGGAUUGUGAGGGGGGCACCGCUUUACACGAGGUGGCAUCGGCCCUGAGCUCCAGUAACCCACCCUUAGAGUACAAGGCCCAGGGGAGCGAGGUGGACUCGGUGGUCUCCAUCUCCUACGGGGGUCUGGCCCAGGAUUUGAAGGAAAGACAAGUGGAGCAGGGAGGCCAGUCACUUGGCACGCAGGAAGACGAGCCCCUUGCCCGUCAGUCACCCGGCAGUCCCGAGGAGACCCCUGAGCCCAUCUGGCUGAAGAUGCACUCACCAUCACUGGCCGAGGUGGAGCAUCAUGGGAAGCAGGCAGAGGACGCGAACCAGGCUGGCGUUCCUGCAUUUAAAGACGUGCCAGGCCCCUGUGACCCUGAAGAUCUUCUGGAUGGUGUCAUCUUUGGAGCAAAAUACCUGGGCUCGACCCAACUGCUGUCGGAGAAGAACCCGUCGACCAACGGGCGCAUGAGGCAGGCACAGGAGGCUGUGGACCGCAUUAAGGCCCCCGAUGGCGAGUCCCAACCAAUGACUGAAGUGGAUCUCUUCAUCUCCACCAAACGCAUUAAGGUCCUGAGUGCCGCCACGCAGGAGGCCAUGAUGGAUCACCCACUUCAGACAAUCUCCUAUAUUGCAGAUAUCGGCGCCAUUGUGGUCCUGAUGGCUCACCGGAAGUCCCCAAGUCGGAGGGCAUCUGAAGCCAGCAACUCGCCUGCCACCGCGUCAUCGAGCAAGAAGUGCUGCAUGAUCUGUCACGUGUUCCUGUCCGAAGAUGCGCAGCUAAUUGCCCAGGCCAUCGGGCAGGCGUUCAGCGUGGCCUAUCAGCAUUUCCUACAGGCCAAUGGCAUCAAGCCCACCGAGCUUCAGCCCAGCGAGUACAGUCACUAUCUGGGGGCUCAGGAACUCUACAACGGUGACCUGGUGCACUUCUCCCGAUCUGAGAACCUCCGAGAGGUCUGCAUUGAAAAGCCGAGCGGGGAGAUUCUCGGCCUGGCCAUCGUGGAGUCUGGCUGGGGGUCCAUCCUGCCCACCGUGGUGGUGGCAAACCUCCUUCACGGGGGUGCCGCGGAGCGCAGCGGGGAGCUCAGCAUUGGGGACAGGAUCAUGUCUGUCAACGGAACCAGCCUUGUGGGACUGCCCAUCGCCACGUGUCAGGGGAUCAUUCGGGAGUUGAAGAACCAGACGCAGGUGAAGCUGAGCAUCGUGCACUGCCCGCCAGUCACCUUGGCAAUCAUCAAGCGGCCAGACCCCAAGUACCAGCUUGGAUUCAGCGUGGAGGAUGGCAUUAUCUGCAGCCUCAUGCGCGGUGGAAUCGCCGAACGAGGGGGCAUCCGUGUCGGCCAUCGCAUCAUCGAAAUCAAUGGGCAGAGCGUGGUUGCCACGCCGCAUGACAAGAUCAUCCAGAUCCUCACGCAGGCGAUCGGAGAGAUCCACCUGAAGACCAUGCCAGCGUCCACCUACCGGCUCCUGACCGGGCAGGACCAGCCUGUGUUCUUGUGAGACGGCUCGGGCACAGCCUGGCAUUGGGGUGACGACUGGAGAAGCCGCUUGCUGCCCUUCUGCAUGGUGACGGAAGGGACGUUUGGAGCUGCACAGGGUGAGAAGUUGGGGUGCCCUGCAUGGCCCUGAUGUUUAAAUCCAGCAGGUCUGACACACUGGGAUGCCUGGUGUGUGAGGGCUGGCGCCUGCUGGGGACGAUUUGUUUUUUAUGAUGGCAUCUCUGUGAUGGGUGUAAAGAAAAUCAAAUAAAGGACAUUUGAGCAGUGACA